AUGGAUCAAAUUCUUCCAAAAAAAUUUGUAUUGGAGGUCGAAGAGGCCCAGUCGAUCCGUCAAUCCCUGAACCUCCCGUCGGUGCUCCACCUCCUUCCCAGCCUAGUUCAAUCGGCGCAGUCGCUAGCCCGCCCGCCCAUCUCAAAUUUUUUUGUCGGCGCGGUGGGUUUGGGUUCCGACGGCCGUGUAUUCAUCGGCGUCAAUCUGGAGUUCCCUGGAGUCCCACUCCACCACUCUGUACACGCAGAACAGUUUCUCCUAACCAAUCUUGCUGUCCAUGGGUGUCCUCGGCUACUGUCUCUUGCUGUUUCUGAUGCCCCCUGUGGUCACUGCCGCCAGUUCCUGCAGGAGCUCCGUGAUGGCUCGUCCCUUGAAAUCCUUGUCACAUCCCAUGUUGGAGGAAAUCUCGACAAGGGUCCUUCCUUCAAACCCUUGUCUGAAAUUUUGCCGAAUCCAUUUGGCCCGCAUGAUCUUUUAGGUAAAGAAAUUCCGCUUCUUCUUGAGCCACACAAUAAUGGGUUCUCUCUGUUACCAAAAAAUGCUGUAUAUGUGGACGAAAAUUCGAGCAAUCUUUGCAAUGGUGAGUGUGAACUGUCCUCGGGCAAUGAGAUUUCUGGACAAUUGAGCAAUGGUAAUUGGGAAAAGAACGAAAAGGAUGGGAUCCUUUUGAGAAAAGCAGCAUUUGAAGCUGCUAAUAAUGCACAUGCUCCAUAUAGUGGAUGCCCUUCUGGGGUGGCGUUAAUGGAUUCUGAAGGGAAGGUGUAUAAGGGGUCGUACUUGGAGUCUGCCGCAUACAAUCCUAGUUUAGGACCGGUGCAGGCGGCAUUGGUGGCGUAUGUGGCUGGAGGCGGUGGUGGGUAUGAGAGGAUUCUGGCAGCAGUUUUGGUGGAGUUGGAAGAGGCUAAGGUGAAGCAGGAAGAUACUGCAAGGCUUAUUUUGAAGGCAGUUUCACCCCGAUGUGAAUUUACGGCGUUCUAUUGUCGACCAGCCAAAAAUGGACCUGCUAAGCCUAAUUUAGUGGGUGGAUAUUGA
Molecule: messenger RNA, 1032 nt
Organism: Fraxinus pennsylvanica
Lineage: Eukaryota; Viridiplantae; Streptophyta; Magnoliopsida; Lamiales; Oleaceae
Source: the annotation of a GenBank genome assembly